AUGGCAUCUCCGGGAUCGACUGGCGCCUUGGUGUCCCCCGCGGCUGAUGCGAAGCAGACCGCCCAACCAGCGGAAGCCAGCAGGAUCCGGUUCUCCGCUGAAGAGGAAAGGACACUUCUAGACGAGUCAGCACAGAAGAAGACCAAUGCCAACGAGUUGUUCAACUCCGGUGACCAUGAUGCCGCCCUCGCUCAGUACGAAGAGGCGCUAUCCUCUUGUCCCGAUUACAGACACUUUGAGCGUGCCGUCAUUCACAGCAACAUUUCGGCGUGCCAACUGAAACUCAAGGAGUGGGCUGCUGCUGUCAAAGCGGCGACAGCAUCGCUAGAUUCCCUUGUGGCAAUGGAGCGUGAACUUGGUCUAAUUCCCGAGGCCAAGCCUGAGUCCGCAAAGGGCAAAGAGAAGAACGGGGCGACCAAGGGCGAGGAACGCGAUAGCCAAAGCAAACCAAAGACGCAAGCCGAGGACGGCGAGCUGGCCAGCCCAGAUCUGGAAGAUCCUCCCUUCACGCCUGCGGAUGUGCCAGAGGCCACUAAGAGCGACAUCAAACGCAUACGCAUCAAAGCGCUCCUGCGACGGGGUCGAGCACGGUCAGAAGCCGGCGGCUGGUCCAACCUGUCCGGCGCGGAGGAGGACUACAGGACGCUCUCUCAAAUCCCCGGCGUCACGGCAGCCGACGCCAAAACGGUUCGCCUGCAGCUCGCGACGCUGCCGCCCAAGACCAAGGCCGCGCAGGAAAAGGAAAUGUCGGAGAUGUGGGGGAAGCUACGCACGCUCGGGGACGGUAUACUAAAGCCGUUUGGCCUGAGCACGAACAACUUUCAAAUGGUCAAGGAUGAGGCGACAGGUGGCUACAGCAUGAACUUUCAGGGCAACCAAGGGUCGUCAUGA
Messenger RNA from Cordyceps fumosorosea ARSEF 2679, 891 nucleotides. RefSeq names its product Tetratricopeptide-like helical. The record is from RefSeq and is a predicted model, not a curated record. Gene Ontology annotation, molecular function: protein binding. The transcript has 2 exons. NCBI's taxonomy places the organism in Eukaryota, Fungi, Ascomycota, Sordariomycetes, Hypocreales, Cordycipitaceae. Bases 1 to 891 code for a protein of 296 amino acids.